CUUGCAUUGCAAGCUUCCGGCUUUAUGUGAAGAUGGCGAUCGCUAAGUUAGUUCUGUUAAUUGGUGCUUUUCUGGGCCCAGUAUCUUGUUUGUAUUUCCAUAUAGGGGAAACCGAGAAGAAAUGCUUCAUAGAAGAAAUCCCAGACGAGACAAUGGUUAUUGGAAAUUAUCGCACACAACUGUAUGACAAACAGAGGGAGGAGUAUUUACCAGCAACUCCUGGGCUUGGCAUGUUUGUUGAGGUGAAUGAUCCAGAUAAUAAGGUCAUCUUGUCUCGACAGUAUGGCUCAGAAGGUCGUUUUACAUUUACUUCCCAUACUCCUGGAGAACAUCAGAUAUGCUUGCACUCGAACUCCACCAAGUUUUCUCUCUUUGCUGGGGGAAUGCUGAGAGUUCACCUUGAUAUCCAGGUUGGAGAGCACGCCAAUGAUUAUGCAGAGAUUGCUGCCAAGGACAAAUUAAGCGAACUACAAAUACGUGUGCGCCAACUAAUAGAACAAGUGGAGCAGAUUCAAAAGGAGCAGAAUUACCAAAGAUGGCGUGAGGAGAGAUUCCGACAGACCAGUGAAAGUACCAAUCAGCGUGUCCUAUGGUGGUCCAUUGUCCAAACUUUGAUCCUGGUCGCAAUUGGAGUCUGGCAGAUGAGGCAUCUGAAGAGUUUCUUUGAAGCAAAAAAACUUGUCUAAUAUUUACGGAAAAGUCUGUAACGUGCCUAAGUUGCUGGGCCCAUCUUCAGCUCUGUCUUCCACGAUUAAGCGGAUGUACAGGAUAGGAUUACUUGGUAACUUCAGUUGGUGGGACCAGAAAACUCUGCUUGAAUGUCAAGUUUCAAAGUUUUGCCACAACAGCCAGCAAAGGAUUGACCUUUCUAUUGAUCUCUCCUUAAGAACUCACCCAGUUAGUCCCACGUAACUUGGCUCUCCAAAGAACAGGAUAUUAUUUUAAACCUACACAAAAGAUUGCUGAAGCUUUUGGUUCUUUAUCAUACAUUUUCCAAUCGGCAGAACACAUGCAGUACUUUGCCAUGUUGUAUUUUUUUUUUUUUUUUUAAUUGGUGAUAAGGUCUUUGUGUUAAUUUUAGAAGCUUUUUAUUUAACAGAUUAUAGGGGAGACGGUUUAUUGAUUUUUUUUUUUGUCUUUUGAGAUGCGAGGGAUAUAAGAAAAUCCCUUGCUAACUGAUGUAUCUUGCACUGUUAUGGCAGUAGUAGGUUAAACGGAACAGGAUUGAUAUUGAGUAAGUGGUGAUGAUAUUAUCUAGUCACUAAAAUUAUGUUUUAAAGAGGCAAAGGGAAAAUGGUCUGCAUCUUGUCAGGUGUUUUUUUUAUAUAUAUAUAUAUAUAUAUAUAUAUAUAUAUAUAUAUAUAUAUAUAUUAUUUGUCUGUGAUCUUCUAUUCACAAUUCAGUGUGAAUUGAAGAUCGUAAUGCAGUUUUAAACUAGUGUUUUUUUGUAAAAUUAUUUUUGUUUCAAUGGAGAAUACUAGGUUUUACUAUCUUGAUUUGACUCUGUCUUCCAAAUAGUUUGAAACUUAGCUAUACUGUUGUUGGUUUUUUUUGUCUAUGGGGAAAAAACACAAGAUUUUGGAACAGAUGCCUUGGUGCAGCCAAAAAGUAAAUGGACCUGAAAGGUGCUUAUAUUAAUGGAAAUAUUUGGCCCCAGCAUAAUAUAACAAUUCAGAAAAACAUGCAUUUGAAUAAUUGCUUCCUUCUGCAUGUAUUUAACUUCAUUAUUAAUGAGUUCAUUAUGCGCACUCCCGGAAUUGAUCUUAGAGCAUACAAAGACUGUUUUUUACUAUAUACACCGUGCAUAGGCUCGAGACAGUCAAGUGUGCUAAAUGGUCCAGAUACACAUAAAUAUAUGUAAAAAAAGGGGAUUUUAUAAGUAUGUAGCAAUUGUUAUAAUUAUGAUGCAUUGACCCAAUAGAAUCCUUUAAACUGACACUUGUGUGUCUUCUGAAAAGUAUUCACAUUGACUUUUCCAAACGUUCUUCUUUCUUUCUGAAGAUAUGAGCUAAAUAUCGGUUUGUUUGUUUUUCCUCACUCAUUGGCUGCUCAAUUUUCUGCCACAUUGAGAUUUGGCAUAUGUCUCGGGUAUGAUUGCACUUGCCGAGUACCUAUACCACCUGAAUUAGUUUUCUACAAGAGCUGUAACAUGGGAUCCUUUCUUUGUUUAGGGUUUUGAGCCACUGGGAUCCCAGGGUACACGGAUCCUGUUCAGUUACUGAUCAGAAUGUUUUUUUAAAAAUGUUUGGCUUUAAAUAAAAAAAGAAAUCGGUUUACACUG
Bombina bombina (fire-bellied toad) is the source of this 2281-nucleotide messenger RNA. It is a transcript of the gene TMED9, whose product is annotated as transmembrane p24 trafficking protein 9. Bases 33 to 686 code for a protein of 217 amino acids. Gene Ontology annotation, biological process: COPI coating of Golgi vesicle; Golgi organization; intracellular protein transport. NCBI's taxonomy places the organism in Eukaryota, Metazoa, Chordata, Amphibia, Anura, Bombinatoridae. The transcript has 5 exons. The record is from RefSeq and is a predicted model, not a curated record. Gene Ontology annotation, cellular component: endoplasmic reticulum-Golgi intermediate compartment; COPII-coated ER to Golgi transport vesicle; Golgi apparatus.